CUAGACGGUGAAGUUGCCUUCCUCUAACUACUGAAGAUUUCAAAGGGAAUGAAGCCCCAAUUGUUCUUAAGGUUCCACCUCUUCCCCUCAAAAUAGAACAAAAAGGGAAGUGUGUCAGUCUCUCUGUUCAAGAAGCAUGAAGCUAUAUAUUGUGACUAUCUGCCUUGUUGGCUUCUACUUUGAGCCUCUUCAUGGUGGCGGCGACUCCUGUUUAUCAUUUGCAUCCAGCAGAGCUUCGCUGAAAGGGAAUCUUACUGCCUCCAAUGAUGAAUUUCCGAGAGAAAACUUCACAUUUGACUGCCCCUUGCCACACAUUGCUGACGUCUUCCAUAUAAAACUGUUCAGAGGGCAGCACAAACAGGAAGUCUGUGAUCUCUACGUAGACGAAGGGAAACCAAGGGAAACCAAUGGGAAUGAGAUUUGUAAUCCAGUGUAUUCCGGUGAUAAAGUAUCGUUUGUUCUCAGAGGUUUGAAAAGGAACCAUAGUGAUACUUACAUCAGCUGCCUACAAAUCUAUACACCCGUCGCUCAUUGCUGUGAAACAAUUGAAAAACAUCUAUAUAUCCAAGAAGAUGCAGAAGAUUCAAAAGUUUCAGAAGACUCCUGCUUGUUCUCAGAAUCUGCAUCAUGGCUACUCAUUGGGCUCACUGUUUUUUCCAUUGUUGCCUGCAUCUUCUGUUUCAUAGCAUGCUGCCUCAGAAAUGUGGUAAGUGAUCUGAACAGCCUUCUUCAAAGGCUCCUAACCUGUCCCUGGAAGCUCCAUCUGCGCAUGUCUGAAGUCUCCGAACAUGUGCAGAAGCGAUUUCUGGUUUGCCGCCAUGUCACGAACUCUCAUGACUACAACAAUGAAUACAUGUCCAUGGCAGCUGUGAAGCCCAUCUAAUAACCCACC
Messenger RNA from Zootoca vivipara (common lizard), 892 nucleotides. The record is from RefSeq and is a predicted model, not a curated record. NCBI's taxonomy places the organism in Eukaryota, Metazoa, Chordata, Lepidosauria, Squamata, Lacertidae.